Messenger RNA from Carica papaya (papaya), 1303 nucleotides. Its product is annotated as DUF868 family protein (DUF868). NCBI's taxonomy places the organism in Eukaryota, Viridiplantae, Streptophyta, Magnoliopsida, Brassicales, Caricaceae. The record is from RefSeq and is a predicted model, not a curated record.
AAUUUAAUACAUAAGAAACUGUGAGGAACCUGGAUUUGGUUUCUGAUUCUAUUUAUUUCUUCACAAAAUGGAAUUUCCUCUUUACAAAACUCAUACAAAACCAACCUACCUUGUCAUGUCCAUAACUUACGUUAUUUCUUCUUAGUACAAGCCAAAACAUAAAGCUCUUCCAUUUCUUCUCCUAAUCUCUCUCUCUCUCUCUACAUAUAUAUAUAUAUAUUCCUUUCUCAAAGUGCUUUAGUUCUCUUGUAAUUUGUCCAAAAAAUGAGAGAUAUAGUAUCCUGUUUCAGCGAAAACUCCAUAAACAUCUCUAACCCUUCAUGUUCUAGCUAUCCAAGUAAUGCUUGCAUAUCCCCUGGUCAAAUCCCAUGUGUCCAAACAGCAAUCACUAGUGUCUAUAAAGUCAUCCUGUCCAACCAAAAACAGCUUCUGCUAACCCUCACAUGGUGCAAGAACAACACAGGCCAAGGCCUCAGCAUAAACCUUGAUAAUGACCCUUCAUCUUGCUUCAACCUCAACACCAAUCUGAGGCUAUUCAGGAAGAAGAAAGGCAGCAAAACCCUCGAAUCCAAUCAUUCCAGAGUAGAAGUUUAUUGGGAUCUCUCUGCAGCUAAGUACAAAACUGGACCAGAACCUGUUGAUGGAUUCUAUGUGUUGGUAAUGGUGGAUUCUGAGAUAGCCCUUGCUUUAGGUGACAUAACCGGAGAGCAGAGAAAGUUGAAGAGCAAUGUUCCUGUUGCGAAAGUCUCCCUCAUCUCUCGUCAAGAAUAUUGCUCAGGCAAUGCUCUUUAUUCCACCAAGGCUCAAUUCUCAGACACUGGCAUCACACAUGACAUUCUCAUUAACUACGGUGGAGAAAACAAGGGCCUAAAUCAUCCUGUUUUAUCGAUUUGUAUCGAUAAGAAGACGGUGAUUAGGGUUAAGAAGCUGCAGCUGAAUUUCAGAGGAAAUCAAACAAUUUUCAUUGAUGGAUUGCUGGUUGAUCUGAUGUGGGAUUUACAUGAUUGGUUCUUCAGUAAUCCUGGUUCAGGCCAUGCUGUGUUCAUGUUCAGGACAAGAAGUGGAAUGGAUAGCAGGCUGUGGUUAGAGGAGAAGUUGGUCAAGAAAGAGCAAGACAAACUUGAAUUCUCAUUGUUGAUUUAUGCCUGUAAGACCCCUUGAAUUCUCACCUUGAUUUCUCUUCUCUGGAUAUUACUUUAUUAUCCUUUCUAUCUUGAAAGGAAGUACAGAUGAUUCUUUGGAAAAUAGGAGUAACUAGAAAAGAAACAAAAAUAAAUUACUUAGAAAUGAAAAUUCAGAAUUG